Molecule: messenger RNA, 1907 nt
Organism: Sphaeroforma arctica JP610
Lineage: Eukaryota; Ichthyosporea; Ichthyophonida
Exons: 3
Coding region: 128-1675 (515 amino acids)
Molecular function (GO): NAD binding; oxidoreductase activity, acting on the CH-OH group of donors, NAD or NADP as acceptor
Source: RefSeq, a predicted model, not a curated record
AAUAAAUACACGGAAAAUAGUCCCGGUAUACUUUAUAGUGAGUUGAAGUUGUAUGAAAUUCAAAUUUAUUUAUUUAUUUGGCGGUGUGGAUAUUGUAUGGUAAAAGGAGCACCAUAGCGAUUAUGAAAUGGUACUUAACCUGAAUUUACACCCCGUGCCAGAGUCAGAUUUGUAUAACACAACAAACAGAUAUAACGAUACCAAUAUGGUUUCUAAGAGUGAAGCCGUAAACCGAUCCGUUUUCUCGGAUUGUUCUGAGGAUGCCAAGAACAAGAUUGUAGAUCUCCUGCGUGAAGAUAAGUUCAGUGAAGGAGAUGUAGUUGUGCAGCAAGGUGACCAGACCGGACGUCUGUCCAUCAUCUCAACCGGAAAAUUUUCCGUCACUAUGUCCGGAUCUGCAGGCGAAGAGGUCCAAGUCGAUGUGCUAAAGACUGGUGAUUUCAUCGGAUUGGGUUCGCUAUUCUGCGGCACCCCUCACUCGGCCACCGUCACAGCCAGCGAACCCGCUGUCAACUACUCGCUUGGAGAUACUGACUUCAAGAAGCUAUUACAGGAGGACGUCAGUGUCUCUCUAGCUAUGCUUGGAUACAUGCAGAACAUUGCCAGACGCGACCGUAAGGGACGUCAGAUGGGUAGUGACGCUGAGAGUGGUGCCACACGCAUCGCUCUGUUCGAUGCCAAGUCAUACGAUCGCGAGACCUUUGACAAGGAGAACGAAAAGUACAACUUUGAAAUCACAUACUUUGAGACCCGUCUGGGUCCCGACACCGCGGCGCUGGCUGCUGGCUACGAUGUCGUUGUAGUGUUUGUAAACGAUGAUGUGUCUGAUAAGACCGUUCGUGCGCUUUCCCGCAAUGGAGUGAAGAUGGUUGCCAAUCGAUGCGCCGGCUUCGACCGUGUUGACUUGAAGGUUGCUGACGCUAUGGGCAUCCCAGUGGUGCGUGUGCCCGCUUACUCGCCUUACGCUGUAGCGGAGCACGCGGUGGCUCUAUGCCAGACGCUUAACAGAAAGCUGCAUAAGGCUUACAAUCGCAUUCGUGAAGGUGACUUCUCACUGGGCGGACUUGUGGGCUAUGAUCUCCACGGCCGAACCUGUGGUGUAAUCGGAACCGGAAAGAUUGGUCAGUGCCUAAUCGACAUCAUGAUCGGAUACGGCAUGAAGAUUGCGGCAUACGACAUCUACAUCAACAAGACAUACGAGGCUAAGCCCGAGGUUACAUAUAUGUCUCUAGACGAAGUCCUGGCCUGCUCAGAUGUGAUCUCCAUCCACUCACCUCUGCUGCCUUCCACCCACCACAUGAUCAACGCCGAAACCAUCGCCAAGAUGAAGAAGGGUGUAACCAUCAUCAACUGUGCGCGUGGAGGUCUGAUUGACACAGACGCGCUUCUAGACGGUCUUAAGAACGGACAAGUGGGUGGGGCUGGGCUGGAUGUGUACGAGGGAGAGCAGGGAUACUUCUUUGAGAAUUGGAGCGGGCGUGUGAUCCAGGAUGACCGCCUGGCUAACCUGGUGUCUAACACCAACGUGCUGAUCACGUCACACCAGGCGUUCUUGACGAUUGACGCGCUGGAGGCUAUUGCGCGGGUGACGCUAUCUAAUGUGAAUGAGAUGUUCAACGAGGGUAAGAACGGUGCUGAGCUCACCAACUAUGUGGCCCCACCCCCCAGCAAGUAAAUGCAGGUGCUGGUAUCAACCCUAAAACACGAGUAGUAUAUAAGUAUCAGUCAGGUAUGACAGGUGAGACGCACCCAAUCCAAUAUAAAUAAAAGCCAGUCAAAGUAACCAUACCACGGUCAUGUUCACUUCUAGGCUGGGAAGAUUGUCCCCACCCCCCAGCAAGUAAAUGCAGGUGCUGGUAUCAACACGAGCAGUAUAUAAGUAACAGUCAGGUAUGACAGGUGAGACG